UUGAUUGCACUCGCCGUAGAGGGGCGUCCAUGUGAGCAACUUCUUUAUCAUGAGUUUGGCCAAGGAAUCCACAAAGUGGGCAAUAUACAGGCAAUGCAAUCUUUGUUGCAGAUAAAGCAUGUGUUGGUGUAUCAUCGCGGAGGAAAGUGGUAUCUGGAAGACUCAAUGAAAUUUGAUUCUGCUGCUUUACUUUUCGCUUACUACAUGGAGAGACCUUUUGUUCGUAACAAUAUAUCACAUGAUGCCGGUGAAACGCCAAGAAAAAUUAAAGAAAUGCUAAAAGAGGCUCGCAUCAUGCGUGGAUUACGACACCCCAAUAUUGUAUCACUCGUUGGAGUCGUUUUGAUUGAUCACCCUAUUUAUAUCAUUCUGGAACUUAUGCAAGGGGGAGCAUUAGACGCCUACUUGAGGAAGAACCAGAAACGCGUCUCAAGCGAAGAACGUCUUCGAUUUGUAGUGAGCGUUGCGUGGGGAAUGGAAUAUCUACACAGCGUUCCAAUUCUGCACCGAGACCUAGCGGCAAGAAAUUGUUUGUAUGAUGGAAAAACCUACGUGAAAAUUGCGGAUUUUGGGCUGUCAAAGAAGGGGACCACCUACAAGAUGAAAGCAAUUCAAAAGAUGCCAAUAAGAUACAUGGCUCCGGAAAGUCUCCAACAAUAUUUGUUCACGCAAAAGACGGACGUCUACACAUACGGGGUGCUCAUAUAUGAAAUCUAUUCUUGUAUGGAGCCAUACCAUGACGUUCCAGGUUCACGAAAUAAACCACGAUUCUGA
This is a messenger RNA of Ostertagia ostertagi, 774 nucleotides long. The record is from the annotation of a GenBank genome assembly. NCBI's taxonomy places the organism in Eukaryota, Metazoa, Nematoda, Chromadorea, Rhabditida, Trichostrongylidae.